AUGUCGUAUUCUGUUGUUCAUUUCUUUUUGGACGAUAGUGUGGAAGCUGUUCCCAGUUUUUGGUUUAAAGGCAAAACAUGUGCUUGGCCAAAAAAUAAUAUAUAUGCUAAGAAAUAUAUUGAAACCAAACGUGCGCCUAAUGAUACUGAUUUUAUAUUUUUAAAAGCUCGAGAACUUUGUAAAGGCUUAACGUCCCUGAAUGGAGCUAAAGACAAAGCCAAUAUUGGCAGGUAUAAAUCAGAUUUCACUGAUGAUGAAGUAUAUUUAAAUCAACAAAGCAAUGAACCGAAUUCACCAGGAUCUGUUUCAUCAAUGCCAAUAUUUUCUAGCCCUGAAAUGGACAAAGGUUUAGAACCUCCUUCAUCUAAAAAUUGUGAAUCUGCUCCAAAUAUAAAACAUAAUAAACUUCAGUCUGGCUGGUCUCCAUCACCAAAGAAAUUAAAAUCACUAAAAAGUGGUAAUGCAGGUAACUCAUUACUAUUGGCAAGUACGUCUAAUGUUCAAAAAGGAAUAAUUCAAUAUUUCUAA
Messenger RNA from Myzus persicae (green peach aphid), 528 nucleotides. RefSeq lists its product as uncharacterized. NCBI's taxonomy places the organism in Eukaryota, Metazoa, Arthropoda, Insecta, Hemiptera, Aphididae. The record is from RefSeq and is a predicted model, not a curated record. The transcript has 4 exons. The coding region runs from base 1 to 528 and encodes 175 amino acids.